AUGGACAUUCACGGCCCAGAAGGUAGAAUAAAAAUGCCCAAGUUCAAAAUGCCCAAAUUUGGGAUGCCUGGCAUGAAAGCAGAAGGCCCGGAGGUGGAUGUGAACCUGCCAACAGGAGACCUGGAUGUCUCUGGUCCGAAGGUGGAUAUUGAGGGACCGGAGGUGGACAUUGAAGGGCCCGAGGGGAAGUUGAAGGGCCCCAAGUUCAAGAUGCCCGAGAUGCACAUCAAGGCGCCCAAGAUCUCCAUGCCUGAUGUUGACUUCAACCUGAAAGGCCCGAAAGUGAAGGGGGAUGUGGAUGUUUCCCUUCCUAAGCUUGAGGGUCCUGAGCUGGACAUCAAGGGCCCCAAAGUCGACAUUGAGGCACCUGACGUGGACAUUCAUGGUCCGGAAGGUAAAAUAAAAAUGCCCAAGUUCAAAAUGCCCAAGUUUGGCUUUUCUGGGUUGAAAGGAGAAGGCCCAGAAGUUGACGUAAAUCUACCUGAAGCCAACGUUGCUAUUUCUGGUCCGACAGUUGAUGUUGCUGUUCCUGAUCUGGACAUUGAAGGACCAGAAGGAAAACUUAAGGGCCCUAAAUUUAAGAAGCCUGACAUGCAAUUCAAUGUUCCUAAAAUUUCUAUGCCAGAUAUUGACUUACAUUUGAAAGGCCCAAAACUAAAAGCUGACGUUGAUCCUGCUCUUCCCAAAAUCGAGGGUGAGCUGAAAAGCCCUAAGCUUGAUAUCAAAGGGCCGGAACUUGAUGUUGAGGGACCAAAGCUUGAUCUAGAAGGAAAGACUAAAAAAUCCAGGUUUAAACUUCCUAAAUUUGGCUUUUCUGGUCCUAAAGUGCAAAGCCCUGAUGUGGAUGUGAAACUCAAAAAACCUGACGUUGAAAUAUCUGGCCCAAAAGUUGAGGUUCAUGCUCCGGAUGUGGAUUUACAGGCAAAAUCAAAAGGGUCGAAAUUUAAAAUGCCUUUCCUGAGUAUUUCAUCCCCUAAAGUUUCAAUGCCGGAUGUGGAGCUAAAUCUGAAAGGACAUAAACUAAAAGGAGAGUUAGAUGUUGCCAGCCCGAAGCUGGAAGGAGAACUGAAAGGUCCCGAGGUGGACGUCAAAGGCCCCAAAGUCAAUGUCGAGGCACCCGACGUGGACAUUCAUGGGCCGGAGGGUAAACUCAAAAUGCCCAAGUUCAAAAUGCCCAAAUUUGGUGUGUCUGGAUUUAAGGGUGAGGGUCCAGAGUUGGAGGUGAACCUGCCAAAAGGCGAGCUGGAUGUGUCCGGUCCCAAGCUGGAUAUCGAAGGUGCUGGUUUGGAAAUUGAAGGGCCAGAGGGGAAGCUGAAGGGUCCCCAAUUUAAGAUGCCAGAAAUGAACAUCAAGGCACCCAAGAUCUCCAUGCCUGACAUCGACCUGAACCUCAAAGGCCCCAAAGCAAAGGCAGAUGUGGAUGUCUCUCUUCCCGAGGUGGAUCUGAAGGGCUCAGAUUUGCACGUGAAAGGACCGAAAGUGGAUGUAGAGGUUCCUGACCUUGACAUUGAAGGUCCCAAAGGAAAAUUGAAAGGCCCCAAAUUUAAAAUGCCUGAAAUGAAUAUCAAGGCCCCCAAUAUUUCCAUGCCAGACUUUGAUUUGAAUUUGAAAGGUCCCAAGUCAAAAGGAGGUGUGGAUGUCGAUCUUUCAGUGCCAAAACUGGAAGGGGACUUGAGUGUGCCGGAUGUUAAUAUCAAAGGACCAAAGGUUGACAUUGAUGUUCCAGAGCUGGAUGUUGAAGGGCCGGAAGGAAAACUGAAAGGUCCCAAGUUUAAAAUGCCAGAGAUGCACAUCAAGGCUCCCAAAAUUUCAGUGCCUGAUGCCAGCUUAAACCUCAAAGGUCCCAAGCUGAAAGGAGACAUAGAUGUUUCUGCUCCAAAGCUGGAAGGGGAUUUGAAGGCUCCUGACAUCAAUAUUGGAGGCCCCAAGGUCGACAUUGAUGUGCCAGAUGUGGACAUUCAUGGCCCAGAGGGUAAACUCAAAAUGCCCAAGUUCAAAAUGCCCAAAUUUGGGAUGCCUGGCUUUAAAGCAGAAGGCCCGGAGGUGGACGUGAACCUGCCGACAGGAGACCUGGAUGUCUCUGGUCCGAAGGUGGACAUUGAGGGACCGGAGAUCUCCAUGCCUGACAUUGACUUGAACCUGAAAGGCCCGAAAGUGAAGGGGGAUGUGGAUGUGUCUGUCCCCAAGCUGGAAGGUGACCUGAAGGGUCCCGAGCUGGAUAUAAAAGGACCCGAAGUAGACAUAGAUGUUCCAGAUGUGGAGCUUGAAGGACCAGAAGGAAAAUUGAAAGGCCCCAAAUUUAAGAUGCCAGAGAUGCAUUUUAAGGCUCCUAAAAUUUCUAUGCCGGACUUUGACCUGAACCUGAAAGGCCCGAAAGUGAAGGGGGAUGUGGAUGUGUCUGUGCCGUGUGUGGAAGGUGACCUGAAAGGGCCAAAAGUUGAUAUUAAAGGUCCCGAGUUGGAU
This is a messenger RNA of Balearica regulorum gibbericeps (East African grey crowned-crane), 2463 nucleotides long. The record is from RefSeq and is a predicted model, not a curated record. NCBI's taxonomy places the organism in Eukaryota, Metazoa, Chordata, Aves, Gruiformes, Gruidae.